Molecule: messenger RNA, 6903 nt
Organism: Fundulus heteroclitus (mummichog)
Lineage: Eukaryota; Metazoa; Chordata; Actinopteri; Cyprinodontiformes; Fundulidae
Gene: arid2
Product: AT rich interactive domain 2 (ARID, RFX-like)
Exons: 21
Coding region: 391-5355 (1654 amino acids)
Biological process (GO): regulation of DNA-templated transcription
Cellular component (GO): SWI/SNF superfamily-type complex
Molecular function (GO): DNA binding
Source: RefSeq, a predicted model, not a curated record
UUUUUGUCUGAGAACUGGGUCCUCUGCCGCUCUACAGUGUGUGCGAUAGCCUCGGAGCUGCGUCCGUAGCACACUGUCAAACCACUCCAAACCAACACAGCCGCGACCAAAAGCACUAAUUCAGCACCUUCAGCCAUGGCGCUUCUAAUCUACCGGUAAAUCUGCCGUGUUUGGGACUGCUCGAGGGAACUUAGUCCGAGCUUGUAUCGGGUUUGCUCUCUGUGUGCAUCAGUCUUUAUUAGCGAGCUGCCGCUCUCCUUGCUACCAGUUAUUUCUUUAACUUUUUAAACACUCGGCUCGGCGGAUGACUGAGCGCCGGCGGAGUAUGGGAUCCUUGGUGUCUUAGGAAGCGACUGAAGUGGGGUUCGAGCGUUUUUGCGUGCAAAAACAAUGGCAAAUUCGACGGGGAAAAAUCUCCUAGAUCAGCGAAGGAAAGGACAGGCUUUCCUGGACGAGCUGCGGCAAUUUCACCAAAGCAGAGGAUCGCCGUUCAGGAAGAUUCCUAUCGUGGGUGGGAAAGAGCUGGAUCUGAAUGCGCUCUAUAUCAGAGUCGUCUCUUUAGGUGGAUUCGCUAAGGUUUCUGACAAAAACCAAUGGGUUGAACUUGGAGAAGAGUUUAACUUCCCGAGGAGUUGCUCCAACGCAGCCUUCGCUUUAAGACAGUACUACCUGCGAUACCUGGAGAAGUACGAGAAGGUCCACCACUUCGGCGAGGACGAUGAAGAAGCGCAGCCGGGGAAUCCCAAAGCCUCCCUCCCAGUGGGUGCGAUCCCCAGCUCCUACAACUACCAGCAGCACGUUGUGUCAGACUAUCUCCGGCAGAGUUAUGGACUGGCUACGGACUUCAUUCAGCCGUGCGACUACAACAAACUGGUGCUGUCGCUCCUCUCCGGCCUGCCCAACGAAGUGGACUUUGCCGUUAACGUUUGCACGCUGCUCUCCAACGAGAGCAAGCACGCCAUGCAGCUGGACAAGGACCCCAAGCUGGUGACGCUGCUGCUGGCCCACGCCGGCGUCUUCGACGACUCUCUAGCCAGCUUCUCUGGGGUGUUUGGGACAGACUGGAAGGAGAAGACCUCACGGGACUUUGUCAGGUUCUGGAAAGAGGUGGUGGAGGACGCCGAGGUCAGAGAGCUGAUCUGGGACAAGAACAGUUCAGCACAAGAUGGUACGUCUAGGGAGCAGCACUGGCAGAGCCUCUUCCAUCCGCCGCGGAACCCAGGCACCAGCGACAUGGAGGCCCAGCGCGUGCUGCAGAUCGCCGUCAUCCUGCGCAACCUCUCAUUCGAGGAGGCCAACGUCAAGCUGCUGGCGGCCAACCGAACGUGCCUGCGCUUCCUUUUGCUCUGCGCCCACUGUAACCUCAUCUCACUUCGACAGCUCGGACUCGACACGCUGGGCAACGUGGCCGCUGAGCUCCAGCUGGAUCCUGUUGACUUUCGGACAACACACCUGAUCUUUCACACCAUCACCAAAUGCUUGAUGUCCAGGGACAGGUUCCUCAAGAUGAGAGCUAUGGAGAUCCUGGGGAACCUCAGCAAAGCGGAUGAUAAUGGUGUGUUGAUCUGCGAGUAUGUGGACCAGGAGUCGUACAGGGAGGUUAUAAUGCUCCUCACUCUGCCGGACCUCAUGCUCCUCAUGGCCUCCUUGGAGGUGCUGUACUUGCUGGCCCAGCUUGGAGAGAUUCCCUGCAGCAAGAUCGCAUCAGUUGACCACAGCAUAGACCUGUUGGUGCGGUUGGUGUCAGUAGACCUUCACACGUUUGGACCCGAUGCCCUGACGGCGGUGCGGUUGAUAGAGCACCAGGCGAACGCUGACCAGGCCGGCGAGGUCCGGCCACAGUUGGUGGAGCAGGUACCUGCAGCAGUGCAGGGGGCUCCGGCACCUGUAACAAGGGUCCCAGUUCAGUCCAACGUACCGCCGCCUGGUAUUGUCGAACUAGAUGGGGAGAAGUUUACGCUGCAGUGGCUGAACGCACACUUUGAGACGAACCCCGAGGGCUCCAUCUCUCGAUCAGAAAUGUACUCAGAGUACCUGGCCACAUGCAGCAAAAUGGGACGAAGCAACAUCUUGAACUCCACCGGCUUCCUCAAAUGCCUGCGGACUGUGUUCCCCAACCACACUAUGAGGCGGCAGGAGGAGGCAAAAGCCAGCAACCAGCUUCAGAUCCUCCUAGUGGGAAUAAGGCGGCGAGCGAUCCCUCUGCCCGUCCAGCUGUACUACCAGCAACCCCAGCAGCAGCAGCACCAGAACCCUGCCGCAGCUCCUCCACCUCCAGCAGCUCGUCACGAAGCGCCUGGAGAUCCUCAAGCUCCACCAUCAGGCUUACCUCCAGGCCAUCCUAAUCUUGGACCACAGCUUCCACGGACCCCGGGGGCCUCAAACAGCGGCCCAUCCAUGGCCUCGACUGCACAGGACGCGUCUCGUGUAAACCACCCGACUGUUCCCCAUCACCCGGUCACACCACAGGUGUCCCCGCAGUUACCGCCGAAUCCUCUGGCAGCGCAGAAGCAUCAGGUCCGAACGGUUCCGGUGGUACAGAUCCCAACGUCGGCUGCGGCCACCCAGAAUCACAGCCCACAGAACCCGGCCCCUCCUCCCAUGCCUCAGCAGCAUUCUCCCAUGCUCCCCACAGGGACUCCCGUCACAUUAUUUCAGCCCGUCCCGCACGGCCACAUCCUCACCGCCAGGGUCCAAGGGUUCGGCUCUCCAAUCACCCAACAACCACCUCUGCCUCAAACCUUCCCCGUCUCUGGACCUCAGGGUGGAGCUCCCCAGGGUGACACCCAGUGUACCGCUGUGGUCUCCGUACCCUCCUCCAUCCAGGUCGGAGCAAGUCAGGCACUAGGUAUAAGUGGAGUGGCCAAUUCCCAAGGCUCUCGUGUAACAUUUCAGAAUAUUGCUCCCAAACCAGCACCAAAUCAGUCAGGUGGGUCAACAGCCACGACAAGCCCUCCCAACCAGCAGCCUCAGCAGCCGGCACAGAGCGUAGUAAUAGUCGGCCCCAAUCCUCACCCGAUUGUUCUUACCAGCCCACCCAACAUACCUGGUGCCCAGACUGUCCAGAGAGCAGGACAGCCUGGAGCUGCUUCCACUCCCUGCUCACCCGCUGCCUCUUACUCAAAUACCCAGGUCCAGUCCAAUCAAACUGUCAGCCAUGCACUGUCCACCAAACGGCAACAUCAGCAGCAACCGCCACCUCUGCAGAUCAUAUCCCAAACUCCUCCCACUCAGCCUACCUCCACCGAAUCCAGCUUGAUCAAACAGCUACUGCUUCCAAAGCGAGGGCCUUCUACACCAGGAGGGAAGCUGAUCCUGCCUGCCCCACAGGUCCCCCCUCCGAACAACACGAUAGCCCCCAGUCCACAGGUCCUCUACCAGAACCCCUCUCCUCAGCCGGUCAGUGUGCAGCUGCUCCCUGGCCAGCUUCCUGCUGCGGGAGCCCCGCCCCUCCAGACGGUUCAGCUCUUGCCAGGGCAGCUAAUCUCCACCAGCACGGCAGGUGGAACAGCCAUCAUUCAGGGUCCCACAGCAGCUGGACAGGUCACCUUCACUGUGGUCCCCAACACUGGCUUCACCACCUCUACAGCUGCCGUUGCUGCUGUUAGUCAGGCAGUCGUCCCUCCAGGUCUCCCCCCACCUCCAUUUUCUACUGGAACAGUCCCUCAUCACAUGUCAGCGGGUGCACCACCCCCACCACCACUGCCAGCUCCCCUCAGAGGAGACAAGAUCAUCUGUCAAAAGGAGGAAGAGGCCAAGGAUGCCACGGGGCUUCAUAUCCACGAGAGGAAGAUAGAAGUGAUGGAGAACUCCUCCUUAGCAGAAGGUGACUCGUCUAACAGCAAGACUAGUAACGGGGAUGUUGCUGCAGGUGCCAAGCUACUAAACGGUGGGAAGUGCGUGGAGCCUAAUCUACCUCCAUAUCACUCAGGGAACAGCCAGGGAGUCCUCAACGGCCCACUAACAGAGAGUCUUUCCUCCAAUGGAAAGCAGGCUGUCUCUCCAGGCCCAACCACCCCUGUUGAGGGGAACCCCGACCCCAAAAAGACCCUGGUUAACGGGGUGUGUGACUUUGAGCGAGGCGACAGCAGUGGCACCUUAAACAGAAACAUUCCAAAUCACAUUGCUUCCAAACAGUACUUGGGGAACGGGGAGGUGGGCGCCUCUGAAAAGACCUCCGAUCAGAGUCUCCCCAGUCCGCCACCUUCCCAGCAGGACACUGCCAAAGCCCAGCAGGCUGAGCGCCUGGCCAACGGACCCCAGGGAGCAGGUCACCGGCCCUCCUCAGAACUAACCAAUGGACCUAUGGGGCCAGGGCAUGGCACGCCUGCGCUAAGACAGCAACUGCUCCCCAACUCAACGCUCCCCUCCACUGCUGCCUCUCCCGCUAACGGAGUGGCGUCGGAGCCCCGGGGCCUCAAGAGGCCCGCUGAGAACGAGGACCGCAGCCCAGCAGCAGCUUCUUCCGGGAUCCCCAGUAAAGUGGGAGUGAGGAUUAUCACCAUCAGUGACCCCAAUAACGCCGGUAGCAGUGCCACCAUGGUGGCGGUGCCAGCGGGAACAGACCCAAGCACAGUAGCCAAAGUAGCAAUAGAGAACGCCACUCAGCAGCGGAACUGCUCGCCUACGCUAGCAGCUGGCACCACGCCGACCGUAACCCCGCCCCCAGCUCCCUCCUCACAGCCGGCCCCAGCAGGUAACCACAGCCCGCACCUCCCAGCGCAGCAGACCCCCACAGCACCGUCGGAACUGGCCAGGAAACCAGGGCAAAACUUCAAAUGUCUGUGGCGGUCCUGUAAACGGUGGUUUGAAACGCCCUCUCAAGUGUUUUACCACGCAGCGACGCAACACGGUGGCAAGGAAGUGUAUGGAGGCCAGUGUCUGUGGGAGGGAUGUGAACCUUUUCCCCGGCAGAGGCUGUCCUUCAUCACACAUCUGCAGGAUAAGCACUGUUCUCGAGACGCUUUGCUGGCUGGACUCAAACUAGAGGAACAGCAAGCCCAAAGUCCCAAUCAGGCAUCUUCCCAGACUCCGCCAGCGGCAAGCAGCACUCCGGCACAACGAGCACCCAAAGCAAUCGUCAAUCAUCCGAGCGCAGCUCUCAUGGCCCUCCGCAGAGGUUCUAGAAACUUGGUCUUCAGGGACUUCACAGAUGAGAAAGAGGGACCAGUGACCAAACACAUACGACUAACUGCUGCCUUAACAUUAAAGAACAUCGCCAAGCACUCGGACUGUGGUCGCAUGUUGGUAAAAAGGCAUGAGACGCACCUCUCUGUGCUUGCAUUAAGUAAUAUGGAGGUUUCCACCACGCUCGCCAAAUGCCUUUAUGAACUCAAGCGUUCGCUUCAGGCUUAACGCCAAAUGGACAACCCGUACCAUCCCCCGGUCCCGCUCCCGAGAAGAGGAGCGAGGCGCCGGUGAGCUGUAGCUGGUCCAUGGGUGGAGGGACGGGGGAAGCAAAGGAGAGGAACCAGGACAAAGUUCUGCUGCUUCCACCUCCACCCCUAAAACUCUGCGUGACCCCUCACCUACUUCCUCGCCAACCUGUGUUCAACCGCCCCACUCUCUACCAUCACACACAGGGAUAGAGAAGGGAGGGAAGAGGGAGAGAAAAAGAACCUGCCUUUGGGGAUCUUCCACCAGCUGCCCACCAGGGGGAGCGCUUUGAGACUGCUUCCCCGAGGGACUCCACUGUUCAAACCCCAAACAUGAGCACAUUUUUGUUUGAGUGUAAUAGUUUUUCUUCUUUUUUUAUGUUGUUUUGUGAUCCUUUAAACAGGAGUGUGCUUGAGCUGUGGGUGGGUGGGGCCAUGAAGAGGCAGGGCUGCUGAAGGUAUCUCACAGGAUUGGGUUGGAAGGAGGACUCAGCCGGCGACUGGAGCAGAGAAAUUUUUCUUUAGAAACUCAGUAGCUUGGUUUUCUUACUUGAGUCAAUAUAUUUUCACUUAUUUAUUAUCGAAAUGAAUACCAUUACAAUUAAUAAAAAAAGAAUCUUGUAAAUACUUUGUGAAUAUAUAUAAAGAUCCUUUGAUGCCGAAGCAGCCACUGGAGAACAUGCUCUGUGGGGUAAUAGAAACAUUACUUUGACAGGAUUUACUAAAGUAGUAUGUUUGUUUUUAUUUUGCUUUUUUUUAUGAUCCUUGGUCACUUGUAUCUAAUGUGAUUCUAUACUCAGCAGUGGAUGAAUGUACUUAAACUUGUAAAUAAUUCUGCAAAGGUACUGAUGCUGUAAAGCUUUGGGAUGGGGGGAAAAAACAGUUUUUUGUGGAACUGUGACAUUUUUUGUAUUAUAAUACCUUGUAGAACUCAUUUUGCUGGCUGAAAGAGUAUGGAAUAAUAUAUCUCAUGUCAUUUUGUAGAAGAAAAAAAAUAUUGAAGGUAUUCUCUUUCCCUUCCUCGACUCCCACCUCCACAUGCCCCUCCCCUCAACACGUGCACACACAAGGAACAUAUAAUCCACUGUAAGCGUUUUUGUCAUCGUACGGGCACGAUGCGCGUACCAAAAAUUGUUUUGUAUUUGUAAAUUGGUUUAAAUACAUGGAGUUUUUAUACAGGUUUUCUCCUGUGUUCUUUGCUUUACGUGCAGGUAUGAUAUUUUCUUCACUACUUUUUUCUAUCUUAAUAUAGUGUGGAGUUUUAUUGUACUAUUUUUUCAUUCUUACUACCAUGCCACAUUCCGGCUCACGUCCUCAGACUGUCCUCUCUCUACCGUGUGUUGUGUAACAUUUGACUGCCUGUCGUAUUAGCAUCUGACCGGGGGCAACCCAACCAUCUUCAUUUCUGCGGUGUCAGUAGGAUGUGUGACUAUACAUAGACCUAACAGUCUGUUAGAGAUUGGCUUUAUUUACUUUGGUGACUGUUUAUAGUUUUUAAAUAAAACACUGAACAUUUUGCCUGGGCUUU